Messenger RNA from Prosopis cineraria, 905 nucleotides. RefSeq names its product reticulon-like protein B14. The transcript has 5 exons. NCBI's taxonomy places the organism in Eukaryota, Viridiplantae, Streptophyta, Magnoliopsida, Fabales, Fabaceae. The coding region runs from base 49 to 699 and encodes 216 amino acids. The record is from RefSeq and is a predicted model, not a curated record.
UCAUCAUAUUAAUCAAUCAGAGAAGAGAAUUAAUCUAAGAAUCACAUCAUGCGAAGCCGUUCUCCUUCUUCUUCUUAUGAAUCUUCAAAACAGCCAAAAAAAUUUGGUUAUCGGAGAUCGCUUCACGCCGCCCUUGGCGGCGGAAAGUUUGCAGAUAUAAUGCUAUGGGAGGACAAGAAGAUGACGGGGGCAAUAGUAGGAGCUUUCACUUUCAUUUGGUUCCUCUUUGAAGGGUUGGAAUACCCUUUUGUUUCCCUUCUCUGUCACCUCCUUGUCGCCGCCAUGCUCCUCCUCUUCCUCUGGUACAACGCCGCCGGCUUCAUCACUUGGGGUCCUCCAAGUGUUCAUGAUCUUCAAAUCUCAGAAUCCACAGUGAGACUCUUCUGUGCGAGAAUCAACUGGUUUUUGAGGAAGUUUUACGGCAUCUCCAUUGGCAAAGAUCUCUCCCUCUUCUUUGCGACGAUCGCUGGCCUGUGGAUCAUGUCGGCCAUUGGGAAUUAUUUCACCACUCUGAAUCUGAUAUACUUCAUGUUUAUGUGCAUGGUGUGCUUGCCUGUGAUGUACGAGAGAUAUGAAUAUGAGGUGGAUUAUCUGGCAAGCAAAGGCAAUCAAGACUUGAGAAGAUUGAUGACCGCACUUGAUUCCAAAGUUUUCAACAAGAUUCCAAGAGGGCCUGUCAAGGAAAAGAAAUAUAAAUAAAAUAACAUAACGUGUGUGUGUGUGUGUGUGUGUGUGUGUACUAGCUUUAUUUGUAUUGAAAAAUUCAUUUUACGAUUGAUCUGUUCUUUUCUGUUUAAUUUCCCACUACUUCACUUUAAUCAAAUAUGAUUCAUGUUCCUGUACUAUAUUAGCUCUGUAAAUUUCAAACAAGGGCCUGAAAUUAUUAUUUGGUUCAAUAUUUAUAA